Molecule: messenger RNA, 540 nt
Organism: Serpula lacrymans var. lacrymans S7.9
Lineage: Eukaryota; Fungi; Basidiomycota; Agaricomycetes; Boletales; Serpulaceae
Exons: 5
Source: RefSeq, a predicted model, not a curated record
GGUGCAAGUAAUCCAGUACACCCUACACCAAUCAUUCUCCUGGGGUCCAUGCUUGAAUGACAGUCUGAAUACUCGCUUUCAAUGGCCAGUGCACUUCAAACCCAGAAGAUAAAUUAUCAACCGAGUAGUGCUUGGGUCGUGCUACCAAAAAAAUAACCUUGAACUUUUCACCGGUCACCUGUAAAUCAAUGGAGCGGCACACAGCUUUUGAACAAGUGGCCUGGUAUACAUAUCAGAGCAAAUCCAGACAUCUCAAUCAACUCGAUGGACUGAAAUAAGGCCCUCAGUGAACAAAUAGCAUCGUAGCCAGUCAGGGGUCUGCGGGAAGGUAUGACUCGGACGUGUCAAAUCACGGUAACUGUAGUCAUCUCCUUAGGGCCCAAGCAACGUGUAUUUCACUUCGGUUACUCCCCUACCGUUCAUUGCGCAUGGAAAUAUCUGAUUCCAGUGUCAGCAAAGCAAUUGUCGCAAUACACCGAGACGUCAGCUUGGUGUACCUGUGCUUGUGCCGCUAGCUGGGAUCAUGACGCGUCUUGAUUC